Molecule: messenger RNA, 487 nt
Organism: Strigops habroptila (Kakapo)
Lineage: Eukaryota; Metazoa; Chordata; Aves; Psittaciformes; Psittacidae
Product: calmodulin, striated muscle
Exons: 1
Coding region: 38-487 (149 amino acids)
Biological process (GO): regulation of ryanodine-sensitive calcium-release channel activity
Molecular function (GO): calcium ion binding
Source: RefSeq, a predicted model, not a curated record
GUGCCGGGACAGCGCGGCGCCGGGAGCAGGGAACGCCAUGGCGGAGCGGCUGUCGGAGGAGCAGAUCGCCGAGUUCAAGGAAGCUUUCUCCCUCUUUGACCGGGAUGGGGAUGGCUGCAUCACCACCAAGGAGCUGGGCACCGUCAUGCGGUCGCUGGGGCAGAACCCCACCGAGGCCGAGCUGCAGGACAUGGUGGGAGAGGUGGACGCCGACGGCAGCGGCACCAUCGACUUCCCGGAGUUCCUGUCGCUGAUGGCGAGGAAGAUGAGGGAUACGGACAGCGAGGAGGAGAUCCGGGAAGCUUUCCGUGUCUUCGAUAAGGAUGGCAACGGGUACAUCAGCGCGGCGGAGCUGCGGCACGUCAUGACCAACCUGGGUGAGAAGCUGACGGACGAGGAGGUGGAUGAGAUGAUCAAGGAGGCCGACUGCAACAACGACGGGCUGGUCAACUACGAGGAGUUCGUGAGGAUGAUGACAGAGAAGUGA